AUGCUCUCGACGGCUUCGGCGCCCUCCACCUCGCUCGCCGCCGCCUUCCGCUCCUCCCGCGCGCGCCGCCGGCGCCGCGCCCUCUGGCUGCGCCCCGUCGCCUCCGCCGCCGCGUCCGGGGUGGUGGGCGACGGAGGGGCGGAGCGGUUCGCCACCAGCAGCUCCAUCACUGACUACCUCCGCUACCGCCGCCCCGAGCUUGGCGGUGCCGGAGGAGCGGGAGGCGGAGGCGGGGAGCUGCAGACGGCGGUUGUGCGCUUCAAGAAGCGCUUCCCGUGGUCGCUCCUCCACCCUUUCCUCCACGUUGAUUUGGUUUCUACAGUCCACAUUGCCGACAAAGAAUACUUUGAUAGACUGCAGCAAGAGCUUGAAGAUUAUGAUUGUGUCCUGUAUGAAAUGGUUACAAGUCGGGAGAAUUUGAACAAUCCGAAAGGUCCAAUGGCUGCUAAGAAGAUGAAAUCUUCACGUAGAGGAUUUAGUAUUCUUGGUUUCAUACAGAAGCAAAUGGCUCGGAUCCUUUCACUGGAUUAUCAGUUAGACUGUCUUGAUUAUGGCAAUGAGAAAUGGCAGCAUGCUGACCUUGACUAUGAAACAUUCAAGCAGCUUCAGAGUGAAAGAGGUGAAAGUAUUCUCACGUUUGCGGUAGACAUGACACUGAAAUCAACCAAAGCCUUGGUGCAGCCAAGUAACAUGCCAGAUGGUCUUGACUUUUGGAGAUCGAAGUUACUAUGGGCCUCACGUGUGCUACCAAUGCCGCUUGUUGGGCUACUCGUCAUCACUGGGCUGUGUCUGCCAGUGGAAAACCAAGAUGGAUUUCCUGAGCUGGAGGCAUUGUCUAGGUUAGAUUUUGGAGCUGCACUGAAGAUUUUCUUGGCAAAGCAACUGACAUCUGAAUUCACAGCUGUGCCUACACCCGUUGAGGAGAAAUCAGUUAUCAUCGGGGAGAGGAACAGAGUUGCUACUGAGAAGAUUAAGGAAGCAAUAAACCGUGGGUACAAGAGAAUAGCAGUCCUGUAUGGUGGCGGACACAUGCCAGACCUGGGAAGACGUCUUCGAGAAGAGCUCAAUAUGGUCCCAGCCGAUGUGCAGUGGGUCACCGCAUGGUCAAUAAGAAGCCGGGAGAUAGACAGCAAAUCCCUUCCGUUCUUGAAGACAUUGGCUGAGGCUUUGGGCUGGCCUUUGAAUAGAUACGAGACGCUUGCUCUGCUCAUCUUCUCUUCAGUUCUCGCGGUGGAUCUUUGGUUCUGGGAACUCUUCUUUGGUACUGCAGUGAGUUGGGCAUCUCUAGCGGUUCCUGGAUUGACCAGCUUAGCGGUUCAUUUUGACCAGCAACCAUGA
This is a messenger RNA of Miscanthus lutarioriparius, 1338 nucleotides long. NCBI's taxonomy places the organism in Eukaryota, Viridiplantae, Streptophyta, Magnoliopsida, Poales, Poaceae. The record is from the annotation of a GenBank genome assembly.